ACCUACGCGCGCGUCGGCAUCGUCCCGAACGCGCGCGCGCCGUCCGGGCCCGCCCGUUUCCUUUCCUGUGCGGCCGAGUGCGCCGGCGCGGCGGCCGGUGGCUCGGCGCUUCCCGCGCCCGCAUCAGGAGAGCGAGGGCGACCCAACCAGCGAGCGCCACCCACGCGUCCCGCGCCUUCUUUUAUACCCGCCCCCGCCUCCUCCGCUCCACCCUCCCGCCCGACACCACCAUUGCCGUAGCCUCCGCCCGAAACAGCCGCGGCCGACGCGCGCCCGCUGGCCUGACCCCGACCCCCCGCGCAUGCGGCGGGACGCCGUCGCCGCCGCGCCCGCGGCGGCCGGCGCCUCGCCGCCGGUCGCCGCCGCCGUGCUCCCGACGGGCGCGGUGGUCAUCGACGUCGAGGGGGCGCCGGUGGCGGCGGCGGCGCCCCCUGGGGUGGGGUGCCGGAUCUGCCAACUCGGACCCGAGGAUGGCGGCGGGUCGGCGGCGCCAGGGUCCGAGGUGAUCCGGCUCGGCUGUUGCUGCAAGGACGAGCUCGGCGCCGCGCACCGGCAAUGCGCCGAGGCGUGGUUCAGGAUCAAGGGCGAUAGGCGCUGCGAAAUAUGUGGUUCAGAUGCCAAAAACAUUACCGGGUUGGAAGUGAAAAAAUUCAUGGAGCAAUGGCAUGGCCGAAGAAGGGCAAACAUCCAAACAACAGAGGAGAGGGAAAGCCAUUGUUGGAGACAGCAGCCCUUCUGUAAUUUUCUGUUAGCAAGCUUACUGAUUAUUUUCAUGCUACCCUGGUUUCUCCGUGUAAAUUUGUUCUGAUUUUUGCGGGCACUAUUGGGUCAUGUGGAUUCACAGCUUGUCAACCUGGCUACCAUCCAAAGGAUGGAUCGUGUAGAUAUUUGUAGGCAGAACCACAGCACAGCUCCUGAAAUAUAUAUAUUUCAAAAUUUUCCAUA
This is a messenger RNA of Panicum virgatum (switchgrass), 945 nucleotides long. RefSeq lists its product as uncharacterized. Lineage: Eukaryota; Viridiplantae; Streptophyta; Magnoliopsida; Poales; Poaceae. Gene Ontology annotation, molecular function: zinc ion binding. The transcript has 2 exons. The coding region runs from base 302 to 808 and encodes 168 amino acids. The record is from RefSeq and is a predicted model, not a curated record.